AUGAAGCUUUUCACGACUCUCGCCGUUGCCGCUCUUGCCCAAUACGCUCCUGAUCCAGCAACAACCGAGGAAACAACCACCAUUGUCCCAAACACUGGCCUCAGCUGCUGGCAUUGCGAUGCUAAGAACAUGACCGAGUGCGAGAGCAUCGGCGAGCAGAAAGAAUGCGCGGACAAUGCGCAAGUUUGCAUGGUCGAAGUCCGAAAGCGAAACGGCGUUUUGGAAUCUGUUUGCAUGGGAUGCAAGUGGCCAAAAGCCUGCGUCGACAACAAGAAGCAGAACUUCAAGGGCAAGUGGAAGGAGCAGCAGUGCAAGCCAUGGGCCUGGUACAAGAAGGGAGCUUCCGUCUGCCGACAGUGCUGCAACGCCGAUGACGAUUGCGCCAAAGACUUCAUGUCAAACGGCGUCGGACCACUCGACAUUGCUGGCUGGAAAGAAAACAUCCUUGUCCAGAACUAA
Messenger RNA from Oikopleura dioica, 459 nucleotides. The record is from the annotation of a GenBank genome assembly. NCBI's taxonomy places the organism in Eukaryota, Metazoa, Chordata, Appendicularia, Copelata, Oikopleuridae.